This is a messenger RNA of Cydia pomonella (codling moth), 816 nucleotides long. RefSeq lists its product as uncharacterized. The record is from RefSeq and is a predicted model, not a curated record. Bases 355 to 816 code for a protein of 153 amino acids. NCBI's taxonomy places the organism in Eukaryota, Metazoa, Arthropoda, Insecta, Lepidoptera, Tortricidae. The transcript is spliced from 4 exons.
UACUACCACAAUGGUAUUUUUUUAACAUUGGCAACAUGUGCGAGUGAGACACAGGGCUCGGGUUUUAAGUGGACCGUUUUCUCCGGUCUAGUACGAACACCUUACUGGCUCGGUAAUAAGGUUCAAAUUGGUAUGGCAAAAAAAGUCAUUGCGCUCUCCACUUUAAUAUAUACCUUCAUGAUCGAGUAAUUCGAGUAUGACAUUGACAGCGACAUUGUCUUCACUUCGUUCGUGUGGCGUGGUCAUUUUUUAUUAUAUUAAUUGCUGUUAAAAUAGUGUUGUCUUACUUAUUUUUAUCAGUGAUAUCGUAAGAAUCGAGCAUUUGAUAUAAUAUUUGGACGGGCGUUGUGCGAGAUGGAGGGGAUCCCGGACGGUGGCAUGGCGCGCGUGAAGCAGGAGCCCGAGUCGGUGACUGACCGCGUAAUUGUUAAGGAGGAAGCAGAAUUCGCUGAUGAGGAGUGUGUGAAGGAAGAGUGCGAGGGUGGCAUAGACAAGUGCGGCGUGAGCGAGGCAGCCAUGCUGGCCGGCUUGUACGCCGACCACGAGGUCAAGGACGAGGUGGUGCUGGGGCCGGAGCGCCCACACCGCCCUGAUGUCGCACUGGUGGUGAGAACGCCCGCUGUUGUCUCCUCUGCUAUGGCGUCGUCGGGUGGGCUCGGCUCGUGCUCGGUCAGGCUGGAGCGCCUGCUGCCGGCCGCGGCGCGGCGCGGCGGCCGGGGCGCGCGCCGCGCCGACACGCCCGCGCCCGCACACAAUGAACAAGUCGGUUUUGAAGAAACAUAUACUCACUCACUUAACGAUAAGACCGUCGAGUAA